Messenger RNA from Xyrichtys novacula (pearly razorfish), 35137 nucleotides. NCBI's taxonomy places the organism in Eukaryota, Metazoa, Chordata, Actinopteri, Labriformes, Labridae. The record is from the annotation of a GenBank genome assembly.
CUGACUGUGAGGCAGACGGAGCUCUAGCGGUCAAACUCUCCAAAUCUGCAUCCUCCGUCCUCAAAGUAAAACCCUGGCGCAGUCGCUCCAGCUUCACUUUUUUUUCCUUUGGGUCUUUGCAACGUGUGUGUGUGUGUGAGUCUGUGUGUGUGUUGUAGUUUUUGAGCAUGCAAGGCAGCGGUCCUCACCGAAACAAGGAGUUAAAAAGAACAUGGACAAACCGGCAACUUAUAUUUUACAAAUGCACUUUAUAUUUAUUCGUCUUUAGUCUGGAACUGAAGAGCGGCGUUACUGGUGAGUCAAAAAAGCUCAACUUUUGCUUCAUUUCAUUCAAGUAAAAGUGCAAAUCCUGGGCAGACAUUAGACGGGCUGUGCAUGCUUUGGAUUUAGUAGCGACUUCCAGUCAGAAAAAGCAGCAGAAAGCAGAAGGAGAUGUGUAUUUUCUGAGUUUUUAUGCUGGAUUUGGUGCCUCGGUAUCCCACGAACUAGAAGUCCGAGCUGUGAGUGGAACCAGAUGUGGAGAAAAACAGGGGGAGGAGGGACGGGGCUGCUGGCUUAGUGUCUCUUUUGUCAUUAUUACCCACAUUUAAAGUUAAUUCAGAGCUGCAGAGCAUGGCACAGUUGGUGUUGUUGCUCCAUAUUCGGACCGGAUGGCAGUUUUUUUAGGCUAGAAUGCAAAGCCGACGUAGAGUGACGCUUCAUUUGGCACCCUGCGGGCAGAUGUGACCUUUACAUCCUGUUACAGGCUGCAAUUAACACAUUCAGCCCAGUCCUCUGCAACUAGCUCACUACACCGUUAGGCUGCAUGUUAUGUGAUGCCACGAUGCUGUUAACUGUUUGGAGACCAGGCUUUCAGCUGAGUCCGACAUAACAUUAGGAGGACUACACUAAAGUAAAGACUCAUCACGUGUUUUCUAUAAAGAGUUAGGUUGGGGUUAAAACAAAGUGAUUCUAGUCUGCACUUUAAAAUCCUUGGUAUCAGGACACUGUGCUGUCUCUUUUGUUUUAACUUCAAUCUUAUAAUUAUGCCUUACAGUCCCACUUUUGUCUCUCCCAGAAUAACUGCAAAAUCCACAUCCUGAAUUAUUUAAGAGACUCGUUUUUUUGUUUGUUUUGUUUCCAAAUGAUCUAUAGAGGGUGACUUUUCAAUCACUUUUGAGUCAAACGGAUGAGCUGCAGAGAAAUCUUUGGUCCAAAUAACUGUUUCUGAUUUGUUCUCUUUAGAUUUGUUGCAUGAACGGUUUAAAAAUUGAAGUUACUAUGAAAAUUUGAGAUCUUUUCUGCUUGAUAGAGGUUUUUGCUGUCCUGUUUGCCUACAAUAUACCUUUUGAAACCAGCAAAGGAAAGGACAAUUAUUAUGCUGUAUUGUUAAUGGACAAUGGCUCUUGAUCCCCCUUUUAAUUGCAUUUUCCCUUUUCCUAACUAUUUUAUGUUUUUAUUUUGGCCCUCAUGGUCUCAUUUUAUGUUGCAUGGUUCUUGUAUUGUCUGGGUUCCCUAUGCCAUGAAAAUGCCCUUCAAUUCCGUUUUAACUGAGCUUUUUGUUUUAAUCUGUGUUUUUCCAUGUGCUUUAUGACUGUAUGUCAAAGCACUUUGUGAACUUCUGUUUUUAAAAGUGCUAUACAAAUAAAGUUAUUAUUAUUAUUAUAGUGGGGACUGCGUCAGACUUAAGACUCAAAAUUACAGUCUCACACACUUUAUUUCAGCAAAAUGAGUUUUUAUAAGCUGCAAAGACAGCUCUGUGGCGUCCUGUUGUCUCGACCUUUACAACAAAUCUAUCGCCAGUUCUCUGCUCAUCACAUUAUUGGAUGCCCCUCAUCAUCAGUUUAACUUUGACUGUGAUAAGUUGUUAUUUCUGUUCUACCAUGCACAAGUGUGGGACUGAAGGAAAAGAAAUAACAGCAUGCUCUCAUUCACACGUUGGUUUCUAAAUUCAUGGGGGUUUGUGUUUGAGUGUAGCUGCAAUAUGCAAACAUGCUCCUCUCUCCAGAGUCACCCUCCCUGCGCUCCCAUGCUUCUCACAUGAGGUAAAAACCUAUCCACUGCUCUGCUGCCGUGGAGGCAAGACCACCAUAAAACACCAAAGAAACAAACACAGCCUGCUGGAAUUUCCUGUCUGUUUGUCUGUUGCCAUUGUAUCAGUCUGACCAGUCACAGUCCUGUUUUUGUAAUCUCAGACAUCUGUCAAAAUAAGAAAAGCUUACGGGAAAAGCAUGCAGUGUAAACCGCACAUGAGAUAAACUAGUCCUGAUAAAAUACAGAGAUGGAGGAGAACAGAAAGAUCUUUUGACAGUGACCGUGAGUCACAAUGCAGCCGACAGUGUGGUGUCAAGAAGUUAGUCCAGCUGAUGAAAUCUCAGUCACAGUCUCCUCCAUGAUUGGUCUCUCAAGUUUCAGCACUCUCCUCAAACCAGGUCCAACUCAUAACCGGACUGAGGAGGUGGAGGUUCUGGGAAUAUCUGCCUCUCUUGGCGAGUUUUGCUGGUUGUUCUUGGCUGUGGGUUUGAGCCUCGCUCUUCAGAAGAAAACUGUCUUGCGCCUUGAAAAAAACGGGGUGACGGGGCAAAGAAGUGGAUGAGAUCACAGCAGGAGAGCUGUUGUGGCUAAGCUUUCACAGGGCUCAAUGGCUUAAAGUUAAUCUGGAAUUCUGCACUCUCUCUGAUUGCCCGCGAGUUUUCUCACAUCAAACAUCCAGUUGUGUCGCCCUGCAGACUGGAAUUAAAACUUCCUUUUUGAAUUGGUGUCUUGCUGUCUGGGCCUUCGUCUUCAGGUUGCCUGGUGGCUCAAAAGCUUCUGCCUUGAAAGUCUCACAUCGCCACCAUGUUAAUACUGAGCUUAUAAUCACAUACUGAAGAGAAUUCAACCCACAAUGCACUGCUUCUUUCUACAGGGCUGGCUUUGGUGUGAAAAUCUGCCCACAGGCACCGUUGGAGCUGACUGUGCUCUAUUUUUAAAAAAUGGCUUUAAUUCCCAUUGUGGAAAUGACAAAAUGGCAUCAGACUGAUUUAUAGCUGCGCUUUGUUAACUACUCAGUGUUGUGUAAGUCAAACCAUUGAAGUAUCCGUAAGGAUUUACUCACAUUGAGGAGUAUAACUAAAUCCUGAGCUGUGAUUAUAGUGUGUCAACAUUUUAUUGUCUGUUGUGGCAGACAUGACUCUGUAUUUGCAGUGUGGAGAUAAAUCACAACAGAGAACUGAGGAACUGAGGGUCAGAUUGAGUCUAAUCCCAACUAACACCUAAAGUAGAAGAAGAAGAAUAGGGUGCUGCUGAAUCUGCAGAAACAGAAAUCAGACAGUGCAGCAAAUGGCAGUGUAGCAGUUGGUCAUACCACCUUAAAAAAAGGAAGAUGCAUGUGGAAAAAUUUAUUGAGAUGUGGGGAUUUGAUAACCCACGUGGUUAGUUAUUCUUUAGAACUAAAGAGGAAGGAGGUAAAGAACAAGGGUGAACAAAGGUCAUCAUGUUACAUCAGCAAAAUAAAAUUUCCCUCUUCAAACCCAAGAACAAUCAGGCUGUCUAGAUGCUGGAUCAGCCUUUUGAUUUUUAAAGCAUAAAUUAAAUGACAUCAUCUGAUUUAACAAGUGUUAAUUUUAGAAAUAGUAAUGAUGUGCAUCAGGGGCGUGCAAAGACUGGGGUGGCCCAACUCAGGCAUUAAUUUAAGAGUGAAUUAAUCUACUUUUUCAAAUCAACAUAUUAUAUUUGUUUCAAUGAUGUUGUGCCAGACAGAUAUUUCAUUUCUUUAUAAAUAACUUAGCUCAGAAAGAAACAUCUCUGGUACUGAAAUGGUUCUAAUAGAUAAGUUUUUGAAUAGUAGCUAGUGUACAGGAAAACCUCUUCUGCCCUUGCUGAGGCCAAAACUGAGGAAUUUAACAUCCAACGUCUGACAAGGCAAAAAAACUGGAUACACAUCAGUAUUUAGGGUGGCUUACAAGCUGUCCAGAAGGGCCCAUACCAGCCCUCCAGAGGGGUGUCCAGAGGGCUGGCAUGUAAUAUAAAAGCAUGUAUUGGCGUGUAUUACUGUACAGGGUUUCUCAAAGUAAAAACAAUGAAUCAAUUCACUGGCAAAAAAAGAUUUCUAAGUUUUUCCGAGGAUGGAUUCAACAGACUCUAAAUUUCUUUUCUGGCGGUCACUUCCUCAUUUGAUCCGGCUCUGGAUUGUGUUGCAUUAUUAAGAGUGACCAGAGAAUAACAGCAUCAUGGAAAGUCUGAGCCCAAAAACAAUAGUGAUGUUUUAAAAUGUUUGGAUCAGUGUUUGGGUACAGUUAAAGUUCAUUCCUCCUCUCUGGUUUUUGAAAAUGAUGUCCAGUAGACUUAAAAGGAUGAGCUGACAGCACGCAGGCCUAACAGCUGGGUGUUACUGUGAGCGGGGUGCUGUUAUAAAAAGAGCAGGGAGGUGAUUACAUCUCAUUACACCGUAAAGAGCACUUUCAAACUUCAGCUGAACUGCUCUGUCACUGCGCUCUGAUCCUGUGUUUGCUACCAAGCAAAGCACUAACACUGCUUCUGAGAAACUCAACCACAGAGGCCGAGGGCAGGAGAAGGGGGGGCGUGUCGGUCGUCUCCUCCAGAUUACAGGGUUUUUUUUUUUUUUAUGGAGACUCUAUUGUCUGUGUGUCUAUAAAAGCAGCACGGGAGGUUUGAAGUGUUUUAGCUGAGAGGUAGGAAACGAGGGAUUGCUGCAGUGAGUGGUCUGAAGCAGCCACACAGGACAGGAGGGUUGUGUUUUUCGAUGGUGAUCUUUUCCCACCUUCCCCACUUCCUGGCCUCUCACGGGAGCCCAACAGGGAGGAAUGCUGAGGGUCUCACUUUCUCUCCUCUUGAUCUGAAUCCUGACUGCAGGCGUCUGUGUGGGUUUCCUUUUUACAUAAUUUCAGCAGGACCUUAAUUUAGAGUCACACCUACACUUGUGUGUCUUUGUGUCUCUUUCUCCCACCUUCAUGCAGACUCACAAUCACACUCACAGUCCUGGCGUCUAGGUUACCGAACUCUGAAUCCUUACGGUAUAAAUAAAUGUGGAAUAAAGGAAACCACAUUCGACAGUGAAAUGAUGUUUCCCUGAAAUUGCUGUCAUUGAGGCUCGUGUUCAACAUCUGUUCUCAGUAACUCGUAGUUCUCUGCUGAUACUGAAUGUAUUUCUUGGUGUGCUGCGUGGGUAACACCUCACAGGCUGCUAUAGCUCCUCAGAGAACCAUACAGAGGUAAUAGCAAUAAAGGCGUCAAAGUACAGCAGCGAGAGAGAGGGCUGCAGACUGGAAAUAAUGAUCCCGUUGACCUCUAAGGAUCAUUGCACUUACAUCAGAUUCAAGGCAGUUUGAACAUUGAGUUAUUGAAAUGAAAGGUUUCAGGCACUCUGCAGAUACUCAUGAUCAUUCUACUAACAUAUUUUUUGUUUAAAAUCGGUUACUGCUGCUUUACAUAAUGUAGGUCAAAAGGUAAUUCCAGGUCAAACUUCAGCAGUGGUGUGAAUUCUUGAGGUAGCGCAUGUUGAAAUGUUGGAGUUAAUCUUGCAUUUAAAAAGAAAAUCAUGUGUUACCACUUUACAGAGUUUAUUGCAUGAUAUCCCUUCCUCUUUUUUUUUUUUUACCACAAAGAGCGUAACAAGACUUCAGAAUGACGCCAACACCAUUUUGGAGGCCUGGUAAAAAAAAAUUUGAAUUGCGUCACACAGACACACCAGAGGCUAGAUCUCACACUAGUUCCAAAUGCUGAAUCCAUCAAUAGAGAUAUUGAACCAGCCUCUGACCUCUUCCCUUUGCCACAUUACUGACUAACAUGGCAUCCUGCUUUCACCAGAGGUAUUGACUGAUGUUCCCCUCUCUCACUCUCUCUCUGCACAGCGCCGCUGGACUCUGAUGGCGACUUUGCUUUUUUUCAUGAGGGUGUCCAGGGGUGCCUGGGGGUGCGGGAUCACUCCCUGGUCCCGUCCACCUCUUGUGAGGAAAGCCAUCAGCGUUGGAAAUGGGUGACACGGGGUCGCCUGUUCAACCUCGGCUCCUCGCUUUGCCUGGGCAUUACCACUGGGAACCUCACCUCCAGGAAGGACAGGUCUCCUCUGGGUGUGUACACCUGUGAUCGUGAGCCGCCAAGAGUGCGCUGGACCUGGAAGUGUGGACAGGUGUUGGAAACCCUUAACAACUACCUUCCCAUCCCCUCAAUUUGGAACUCCUCCGCAGCCUCCUCGUCUUCAAAGUUUAAAUGGAUCUUACAUGGAGGUUUGGAGGAUCUGUGUUCAGAAUCAUAUCGUGGUAAGCACACCUAUCAUCAUCCAGCAGGUCCAGAACUGCACAAAAACCAGUCUUCAGAUAGUUGCUCACCUGUACUUGAUAACCAGUUUAUGAGAUUUCCUAUAAAAAAAACACAAAUUUCCAAAACCAGUAACUCUUGGCAGAGCUUUCUUGGUUAUUUUAGCCUCUUACCUUUUUUUGGUACUUGAUGAAAUUUGGAUAAAAGGAAGAAUGAUUGGGUUUAUGUGAAGAGAAGAAGGAUAUCAAAACUAAACAGCAUAAAAAAACAACAUGCAGAGUUUCAAAGAACAUAUCAAACCCCAGAUUAGUCAUUAAAUCCAAAUAUACAUUUAAAAGCUCCAAAGCUGCUGAUCACGUUGCAGUGUUUCAGGGAUAUGCUUCUUCUCUGUAGGUUUUGCUGCCUCUGUGUGGCAGAGGGGUUCAGUGUUGUGAAAGCCACAGCUGCAUCUGAUCAGAUGGAUACAGCAAAAUAUUGCUCUUAGGGAAUGGCUGCAGAGAAGAAGUGGCUGUUUGCCAGUCAGAGAGCUAAGCGAAACACUGCUGGUGUUUGUAAACUCCAGUAAACACACAGCUGUCCUUGCUUUAAGAUUUUUUUCUAUAUAUGCAGAGUUUUCAGUCCAGAUUAAGGCUGACAGGCUGGUUCACAGCUAAGCCUCAUCUCCACCGUCAGACCUACAGAUUUUCGAACAUCACAGCUUUCAUUGACAUGCUUUCCUGAGAGGCUAAGUCUGCUAUUUAAGAGUACAGUACGCUGCAUCUGCUUGACUGCAAUUAAAACCAGAUCUGCUGUUAAAGUUACACAAACUCUCCCUGUACCUCUGUCAUUCCUCCUCCUCUCUUUAGUCCUUUAUUUCUCGACUGGUUCCUUUAACAUCUUUUAGCUUUCAAGUGCUGAACUUUGUUUCUUUGUGAAGUCAGCUGGCUGCUGGGGAGGAAUGCCUCUUAUAUUAGUCAGUCGAGGAGCAACAUGGCUGCAGCCAGCCAGUGGUGGAGCAGAGAGGGACGUCAGGGAGGGAGCGUCAGAAAUCUUUCCUCCCCCCGUUUAACAUGUCUGCCCUACUUUCCAUUGGCCUAACUUGUUUUGAUAAGUUCACAGAUCCAGCCUCUCUUGCUCACUCUCUGCUUCCUUACUCCAAACUUUGCUGUUAUAGAGACUUAAACUUCAACCGUAUUCAAACUGCGAAAAUCUGAUGGAGAUAAAAAUAGCAUCUAAUCUCCUGAAGUGAACCAUUUUUAAGUCUCUUUACUUAAAUCACAGCUGUGGAGUCAGUUUUCACAUAAAGUUCAUGAUAAAUUUUCCUAUUUUCUCUCUAACCUGCUUAUUUUUUCAUUUCCUCCUCUUUCUGCUGACCUCUAUUUGACUGGACUGUUUUCACUGUAACUCCAUCCUCUGUUUUUCGCCUGUGUUUAAUUAUACAAGUCUCUGAGAAAACAUGGAAGGUAUUUUAGUUCAGCACAGUUCACAGCUACAGCUUUGGACAAAACAAGCUCAGACCGUCUCUCCUGCUUCAUGCAAGGAUUUAAAAUUUCCAUGUAUUGCUCCCCAGAGAUCUAUACAAUCCAGGGGAACUCUCAUGGCCGCCCGUGCUACCUGCCCUUUCUGUACGAUGGCCAGUGGUUCCACAGCUGCACAAGUAUUGGGCGCGAGGACGGUCACCUGUGGUGUGCGACCACUUUUGACUAUGGCAAGGAUGAGCGCUGGGGUUUCUGUCCUGUCAAGAGUGAGUAACAACUUCACAUGUUAAGGACAGAGCUAUCACUUCAGCGGUCCAGCAACCACCUCUCUCUUUCUCUCCCUCUUAGGCAGUGGCUGUGAGACCUUCUGGGAUACUGAUCCACUGACAGACAGCUGCUACCAGUUCAAUUUCCAGGCUACACUGUCGUGGAGCGAGGCUCGGAUCAGCUGCCAGCAGCAGGGGGCAGACCUGCUUAGCAUCACUAAGGUGCAUGAGCAGACGUACAUCAAUGGUAAAGUGAUACUGCAGCUACUUGUUUGAAUUAAGUAUCCUUCAUUUUCCUGUCUUUAAUACCCCCAAGCCUUGAUCUAUGUCUUAAAUCACUGUCUAUAUGUCUGCAGGAGUAGAUGACAUAAUAUAAUAUGAGUUCAGGGUGUUAUAAAGCCACCAGUUUCUCAGUUUCUUUUUGUUUGGACUCAAUUCAUAUGAAAAAAACCCUCUCCGUUAAACAUAAAUAUGUAUAUCUCUAUAUAUAUUCAUAUUUAUGUAAUUUAUUUAUUCUCUCUCCCUACAUAAUUAUUGAUUCUUUUGGAUGUCCUGACUCUGCUGUCAAUGUGAAGCCUAACUCAUGCUAUCCUUACAUAACGUUUCUGUUAUGUACGUAAUACAGUGUAGGCAGAUAUAAUCUUAGCUGGCUCUGGAUAUUAUUAGUCCUGAGUGAAGGCCCCUUAUUUAGUGUUUUCUCUUUUGUUUUGUCUUUCUUUACAAAGUUACAUAAAGGGUUUGAGCUCUUGUGGUGUUUUGUAGCAUUGAAGAGAGCUGUUUUUUUCCUGCUGUUUCAGGUUUACUGACAGGCUACAGCGCUGCUUUGUGGAUUGGCCUCAAUGACCUGGACAUCAAUGGAGGCUGGCAGUGGGCCGACUCCUCCCCUCUUAAAUAUCUCAACUGGGAGCCAGGUUGGACUAUAUAAAUAACCCAAACCUGUCUGUCUGUGUCUGUGACUUUGAAAAGAAAAAUAUUUACUUCCUACAGAGGUCUGAAUAUGCAUGUUGGCUUAUUUUAAGCACCACGCAGCUUUGGUUUUAAAUCCACACUCAGUGGCCUGGUCAGUGAUGUUCUUACUGUCAUCCUGCAGACCAGCCAAACCAUGCUGAGGAGGAGAACUGUGCUGUGAUCAGAACUGAGUCAUCAGGUCGCUGGCAGAACCGGGACUGCUCUGUUGCGCUGCCGUAUGUCUGUAAGAAGAGGCCCAAUGCUACUCUGGACCCCUUCACUACUGGUGAGAGAGAGAGAGAACCCCUGACCCUGUAUGAGAGUCAAAUCUGGUUCUGAUGGUUGUUAUCUCUGCACUUCCACAGACUCGUGGGCAGAUGAUGCAAAGUAUGAUUGUGACGUGGGCUGGCAGGCCUUCCAGGCGGGCUGCUACAAACUGACUUCAGAGAAACUGGACUGGGACACAGCUCAGAAAACCUGUCAGAAGAGGGAGGCAAACCUGGUCAGCAUCCACACCCUACCUGAGCUGGAGUUUGUCCUGAACAGCCUGAGGAGAGGUGACAAGUCCAUUGUGCACCACAGGGCACCACUUUGUAGUUUACUUUCAGAUAAAUUGUAAAAAAGGAUAAGUGCGCUCUUGACAGGCGUUUUGAUAUAUUUCUGUGGAGGUGUUGAUAAAAAAAAAGGACAAAGAAGAAGAUCAGGAGAGCAGGCGUGUAUGUGACAAAUGUUGAAGUGAAGGAGGUUCACAAAGAGUUCACAAAUCUCCCCAAACAGGCUUUGAAUUCUGUUCGUCUGUUACUAUUUUCAGCACAGAGGAGCAUGAUGCUCUGAUGUGUCAGCUCUGGUCCCUCCAUGGUGCACUUUAUAUGAAAACAAAAACACAAACACCAAAAAAUGAACCCUAUUCAGUGAAUUUCCAUUUUUUUUCCUUUAUAGCAUGCCCACAUUUCUGGAGUUCGCUCAUAUGUAGUGGAAAUCAGGCAGCUCAUCCCAGGCAGGAAGAAAAAAAUGAGGAGAGGGAUAAAGUUUUUAGGUCAUGGGAGAGCUCCAGUGUCUGAAUGGAAAAGUUUUGACAGUUUCACAUGAAGACCAAAUUUUUUUUAAAAUUUUUACUUUAACUCUAUUCCUGUUUACACUGACUUUGCCUUCUGCUUGGUGUCAGACAUCGAUCAGAUCUGGAUCGGGCUUCAUGACACUAACAUGCAAAUGGACUUCCAAUGGACGGACAACACACCCGUCAUCUUCACCUACUGGCACCCCUAUGAACCAAACAACUUCCGCAAUACCCAAGAAGACUGCGUCUCCGUCUGGGGAGCUGUAAGUGACCUUCUACAGCUUCACACUGACCCCUGAAUGUUUGGGGCCUGAAUCACCACAUAGUAAAGGACUCUCACUGUCAGCCCCGUCCUCUUCGCUUGUGUAUAUUUGACAGCUGUGUUCUGUCUCCUUGUUUGUGUCCCCCUUCCAUGUGCAGGAGGGCCGCUGGGAUGACAGCCCUUGUAAUAUGACUCUGCCCUCCAUCUGUAAGAAACUGGGAACAAAGAGUGACGGGAAGCCACAGCAUCAAGAGUGCAAAAAAGUAGGACUCUUCUUCUUCUUCUUCUUUUAUUGCGCUCUUAUUCCCCCUUCCUCACACUGUUAGUGCUUUAGAUUACAGCCCCCCCCCCCUGGCUGGACCUUUUGUUUUUUGUUCUGCUCCAUAAUGAAUCCAUUUGGAUCUCUCGCAGCGUUUUCAGCGCUGUUUUUCUAGCUGCUGAUGGUCUGUGGUGUUGGAGCGCAGUUAUUAGUAUAACCAUUUCAGCCAUCUCGCCACCUUUAACCCUUUUUCCCAGAGCUCCCCUCAACCCUCAGCCCUCCACUGGUCCACCAGACUGCCCCCAGUCUGUUACUGUAAUAUAAAUCACUCCCUUAAGACUAGAGAGGUUACCAGAUUGAACCUUGGACACACAAUCACACACACACAUGCACACUUCCCCCCUUGGCUUAAUACUUACUGUUCUUUUCUGUUGCGCCAAAUACACACACACACAUGCAUUAAAAAGAAACUUGAAGUCUUUGAGGCAUUCAAAUUUGAACUUGUUUUUUGUGUCUUCAUCCCACAUGUAUAAACAGUAGAUAAAACAGAAAUGCACUAUCAUGUGAAGUACUUGUGCCCACAUGCUGAAUUAAAUCCCAUCUGGAGGAUCCAUCUACAUCUGUGAGUGAUUUCACAGUCUGUAAUUCUCCCCAGAUGAGACCAUAGACUCUCAUACCUGACUUGUCUCUACCUGGCCAAAGCUUUUAUUAUUCACCACUUGUACAGUUCGGUAAAGGUUCCUCAUAGAGGUCAUACAAGAUCAUCACAGUCAGAAAAGAAACAAAGCUUUGUUCUUAAACUUCUCUUAGUGGUGUUUUUCUAAUUUCUGCAGAGUUGAUUUAUGAGGCUCAGAGUCGUGCUGUUUCUCAGCUGUUACAUUCAACAAAGAUCUCUCUAUUUGUUUAGCAAAAUGAAACCUUACCCCUUUCCCUCCAGGGAGCAAGGCAUCAUGGGUGGUAAUGUGAAGGGGGUCAUUUGGUAUGGCACAGGCUAGAGGGUGGUGUGGCAGCGGGGUCUGGCUUGAGCAGAUGAGCUCACUUCACACAACAUGUGUAACAACAAUGACAGAAAGCCUGCUGACCGUUUUGGCAAUGCAACACCACAUGAUCCCAGGACGAUAGACCCGGUCCAGCUCCGGGCUCAUUACUCAGAAAUGGAACCCUGUUAUUCUACUGGCUCACUAUAGUGGCCACUGCUUACAUUAUGACACAUCCCUGCAUUCAAUUUCAGAGGGGAGUGUAUUUAUUAUCAGCUAAAGGCAGUUGUUUUGUGUGUGAUUUAAAAUCAUCUACUCAGUCAGUGGCAACAUGGGGUGUGAGCAGCUGUUAUGGGCCCCUCAGCCACCACGGGGCCCUAUAAUAACUCAAUAUAACUCAAAAGUAAAAAUCAACAAAAUCUUACUUUUAAAAUAUCCAAUCAAAAAAACAAAAGGCAAAAUCCAACUGAAGACACUGGGGAAAAAAAUCACAAGGAACAACUGGGGACACAAGCAUGCGCACACACAUUGACAUACAAUGAACCAUCAAGGACAGGGACUAUAGGCUCACUGGGAAAGGAGUAACAGGUGAGGCAAACACACGAAAGAAUAUUAGGGCCACAAAAAAAGAAAAAAAACAAUUACAGGAGGGAGAUUUUUUUUAAAUUUCCAUUUCAGGAUUAAAGUAGAAAUCUGGAGAUUAAAGUACAAUUUUUAAAAAUUCGAGAUUAAAGAUCGAAAUUACAUGAAUAAAGGUGAAAUUUUGACUUUUAUCUCAAAGUUUUAUGUUUUUGAAUCUUUAAAUUUCAACUUUAAUCUCGAAAUUUCAAAUUUUAAUCUAGAAAUUUUGAUUUUAUUGACAUCAUUUUGAGUUUUUAAUCUCAAAAUUUCGACUUCAAUCUCGAAAUUUCGACUUAAAUCUCCAUCUGUAAUUAUUAUUUUUUUCUUCAUGUGGCUCUAAUUCUCUCGUAUAGACGAGACACAGGUGAAACUCAUGGAUGAUUAAAAAAGGAGAGAAAACUAAGGAAGUAAAACCAGACUAGAAACACAAGGAAUCAACUACUACAAAAUAAAAUAGGAAACACUGAAAACUGAUCUAAAGAAUAAAACACAGAGAACAGGAGGGAAACAGGGUCAAACACAAACUUAAAACUCACAAGACAAGACCACAGGAACAACAGGGAACAAAAACACAAGGGAAAAUACACAAAGAAAAUACACUGAAAUAACAAAACCAGGGAAAAAUUAAAUCAACAGAACAUGUCAUGACAUGUAUGGGCUCUGUCUGUUCAGUUUUGUAAAUAUUCUAAGCUCUUCAAGUCCUCAUAAUUCUAUCAACACAAAUCUAAAAUUAGGCAGAUGUGUUUUCUAAUCCUUGAUAUGAAUGUAAAUAAAAACAUUAUGACGGUGUGUUUACAGAUGAUGGUCACAUGAGUGACUACAGGCACACUGUAGUUCAACUCGUCUGAAUUAAUCUCGGUGCUCUUCUGUGAACCUGCUCUGAGUCAGCGUUAAUGCCGUGCCUGUAAGACAUGCAGAGGAAGGAUAAGAACGAGUGUUGAGAAGAAGACGUGAGUUUGAGCAGAUCAAGCCUCUCCAGCAGCUAUAAUCUCUGAGGUUUCUGUUGAGAGUCCAAACGCGGCUGUGCGAAAAAAAGCCUGCGGUUGGGCUUAUUCACAUGAAGCUGUAUACGAACUGUCUCUCACUAUCAUUCUUGCAAUAAAUCUCAACUCUCUUGACCUCCUGCGUGCUGGAUGCGCUCUGCGUCAGUACACGUCCACAACUGCAGUCGUGAGCUGGCAGGAGGGAUUGAGGCCAAGGAAAUGUUACUUCUGCAUGCUUGUUCUUUUUAUUUUCCUGCGUUUAGGAUACAGUUUACAGUUAUAAGUGGGCUCACGUCUGCUUCAAAAUGGCAAAUUGGCAAUGAUUUCUUUGAGGCUCUGGGGGAUUGCUCUCUCUCUCUCUCUCUCUCCCCUCUCUUUCUCUGUAGAGAGUCAACGUUGCUCUGAGCUUGGAGUUAUCUGCUAAUUAUGCUGUUGCUGUUUGUUGUGAUGUGUAAUUUUGAAAAUUUCACAGCAUUUAUAGACAAUAACACUCUGCACAGGUUAUUUUAGGUUUUGAUUUUCUUUCUCCUUCGUCUCUGUUCCUCUCUCCUCUUGUCCCAGGGCUGGAAGUGGCACAGCCCUGCUUGUUACUGGGUGGGAGAGGAUCUGCAUACCUUUGAAGAGGCCAGGAAAUCCUGUGAGGACCAGGGAGCCACCCUUGUAACCAUUACCAACAGGUGUGUAGCACAUAGACUCUUAACACACCCAACUCCCUGGCAAGGACGAGGAAAAGUAUCACCUUAUGUUUUGUUCCUUUUAAACCUUCAAAGGUUCGAGCAGGCCUUCGCCAACAGCCUGGUGUUCGGCCGCUCUGGAGAUUCCUUCUGGAUCGGCCUCCUGGAUAAGGGCAGCCCAGGCUCUUUCCACUGGCUCAGUGGAGAUGAAGUGUCCUACACCAACUGGAACCGAGACCAGCCAGGUAGCUUAAAUGUGUCAUAUUUAAAUUUGUUUUAUGGGAACAUUACCAUUAUUGCAGGAUGCAGAAUAGGGCUGGGCAACAUAUUGGGUGUCGAAAAAAAUAAAGAAAAGUUGGUUUUGGAUGUGUGUAGGUAGGCUAUGGUGUCCUACGUUGGACAUGUGACUCCACCCCAUACAGUCUGUAACAAAGAGGGAAAGACAGGAGGAUGGAGGGCGGUUCAAAAGUUGUAGCGGCUGGAGCGGCAGCUGAAGUAGACAAAGUUAAUGUGAUAGGGGGUGAGCAGCUUGUGGAGUAGUUAUCGUCCAUUUAUUGUUAUCGAGGUGAACUGCUCAGUAUAUUGUGAUAUUGAUUUGAGGUCAUAUCACCCAGCCCUAAUGCAGAAUGACUAUAAUGUUUGACAGGUCCACUGCACAGAGACAUUUCAAAGAUCCACUUGGAUAUUUGGUCAAAAGUUUACUAAUCUAAUGGUGCAGCAGGAAUAUUAAAAAAACAAAGGUCUAUUCCUGACAGAUCAGGUAUCAUCUAUUAAAGAUGUUUUAAUAUCAGGUAAAUCUAUUGUAGUUGUGAACACCUCACAAAGCAGGUAUAUUUUACCAUACUCUUUACAAAGAUACCCUUCCUUUUCAUGGGAUAAUUCAACUCCAAGUAUAUCCAUUCAUACUCUGUAAAGUAUUGUGUUUAUUCUCUUAUAUCUCAUUUUUACAGCAGCUUUUUUCUCUUUUUAAACAGAAGCAAUUAGUCUGUAAAUUAUUUUCUUGAUUAUUGGAGAAGGUUGAACACCAUUGUUUCAUCUAAUUAUUGGCGUUGGACGUCGUCAUACUCUAUAAGUGUCCUAGCUGGAGGUUUUCCCUGUUCAUCAAACACUAAAAGGACUGACUCUUCCACAUAUAAAUAUUUGUAAUGCCAGAAACAAAUUUACAAGAAUAUCUGACAUAUUGAUGACUAAUAAAGUCCAUAUUUUGCUAGUACCAUGCAGGGAGUACACAGAGCCACAGAGUUUCUAAAAAAAACCAGAAACACUUGCAUGGGGGAGAAGUUGCUAUUUAUAUAUAUAUGAUUGAAAAACCGUCUGAGUCAUGGGUAGACGUCUGACAGUUAUCAAGGGAUGCACUUAAUUGCUACCACAGCAUUGUCCCUAGAGAUGACAGUAAAACAUGGCAUUAUUCUGAGGAGAGUUAAAGGUCUGAUCCAUCUCUCAUAACUGUGUGAAGAAACAUCUUUAAAAAACAUCUUUUUCUUUACCUCAGCCUUUAGUUAUAUAUACAUCUUAUCAGUAUAGCUGUUUUUCUUUGUGACUAUUCAUCCACUUUCCCCUUUCUUUACAGUCAGCGUCGAUGGUGGCUGUGUUGUCAUGGCGACUGGCUCGGCAACAGGUCUGUGGGAGGUAAAAGAGUGCGCGUCAUCAAAGGCAAAAUUCAUCUGUCGUCAAAAUCAGGACACGUCUCUGAGCCCGGAGCCCCCAGUUCCGGUCCCUCAGCCCACGCCGAGCCUCAGCGGAUCCUGUCCCAGCAGCUGGAAGAGCAGCCCCAACCUGCGCUACUGCUACAAGGUUUACCUCAUCAACGUCUCUCUGCCUCACAUCACCUCACUCUGCUGGGAGUGUCACAGGAAUAAAGCCUACUUUUUGUUUAUCAACUGAUUUUGACACUGACAAAAAAAUUUUUUCCAACAUUCACAAAAUAGGGGGGGAUGGAUAGUAAACAAUGAUGGAGCUAUGAAUAAAACAGCAGUGCUCCCUUUGAUUUGGUCCAUAUUUACACUUUUAUCCCUCGGUGUGCAGGUAUUUCACUCAUCCCAGCUGGAGCAAAAGCUGAGCUGGCUGCAGGCUCACCUGUACUGCCGCAGACACGGAGCCGACCUGCUGAGCAUCGGCAGCCCUGAGGAGGAGCACUUUGUGCUGCAGGUCCUCCAUGAGGCCUUCGGGUGGGUGUGCAUUGUUAAACAUGAUGAUUUAAUGUGUCUUAAGAUAAUUUGGUGGUGGUAGUAAUGAUGACGAUAAUGAUGUGGGCCACAGGGAGUCAGAGGACCACGAGCAGCACUGGUUUUGGAUUGGACUGAACCGUAGAAACCCUGCAGACAACGGCAGCUGGAAGUGGAGUGAUGGCCUGGCUGUGAGUGAUAAUAAAAUGUAACUUUUGACAAACAGAUGCUGAGCACAAUAUAGCUUUAAUAAUGACCAGUCCACUCUUUCUUUGUGUCUCAGUUCACAUACCAGAACUUUGGUCGAUACUACUACAACAUCCGGCAGUGUGCUGCAGCAGAUUUGGGCACGAUGACUUGGCUGGCUAUGCAUUGUGAUUCUGAAUUAGACUGGAUCUGCAAAAUCCCCAGAGGUACAGCAGCACAGGACUAUUGUACUUUUUUAAACAUUUUCUGCUCAUCUUCAGAAAAUACACUUUAAGACCUUCAGCGUUAUUCUCUGAUUGGAGUCUCCACAGACUUUUCUUUCACUGCAUUUUCUCCCAUUUCAUAAGUCAUGAGCACUUCUCUCUCCCUCCUUUGUGUGUGUGUUUCUUUAGGUAGUGUUGAGAAGGAACCAGAAGUCUCUGAAGGUCAGUCAGCCUUACUUUCUUAGCUUUGAACUCCUCUCUGCACACUUAAAUGAUUUCCUAAGGGCUUAUUUCAAACCCUUUCUGCUCUCUCUCAUGACUUUCUCCCCUUCUUCUCUGAUCCCUCAUCUGUCAGGCACCAGUUCACCAGAGUGGAUUGGCUUUAAGGAGGCUGAAUAUAAAUUUUUUGACCACCGCACCACUUGGGACCAGGCCCAGAGGAUUUGCUCCUGGUUUGAUUCCUCACUGGCCUCGGUCCACUCUGCUGAAGAAGAGGCUUUCCUGGCUAACACUUUAAGAAAGGCACUGCAAACUUUAUCAUGAAGUUCAUCAUUGUUUGCACAAGCUGAUUAAAUCCAGCUAGCUUAAUGAGGGCACGGCCGUAGGAAAUACCUUACAAGCACAAACCUGUCUAAUUACUAUGUCUGUAUUCUGCAUGGCAACCUCGUGUCUCUGUGUCUGUGGCUUCAACACGCCUUUUCUCAGCCUCUGUCCUAUCUUUAGAUGGUGAAGGUGGAGGGGGACAACUGGUGGCUGGGGCUUCACACCUAUGACAACGAUGGCCGUUUCCGCUGGUCUGACCACUCUGUUCUCAAUUAUGUGUCCUGGGCCCUUGGGAGGCCACAUGCACUCAGUCGGGAUCGCAGAUGUGUUCAUUUGUCUGUCGGUAAAGGUAAGAGCAGCCAAAACUGGACUAAAUAAGUUCCAAGACUUUUGUUUCACCUUUUCACCUCAACCUGAGAGAGAGACAGAAAACGUUCAUGGAUUGAUCCUACAUGCCAGUGCAACAAGAACUGCAGCCUCUGUAUGGGGUUCACGUUUAAACCUCUGGGCCAGUGACACCCCCAAACACAACCCUUUUAACAACCUUUUUGUUUUCCUCUCAUACAGCUGACUGGUCUGAUCAGAAGUGCCCCUCUGACCUCCCCUACAUCUGUAAGAGAGUGAACGUCACAGGCACCAUUCCCCCAACUCCAUCCCUCCCCUACAAACCAUCAGGCUGUCCUGAUGGAUGGUCUUCAUAUCAGCAUAAGGUAAAGCUACAACACACUGACAGAUGCAUCAUCCGGUUACUAUUUAAGUCCAACUAAUGAUUCACAAUGUGGAGGAUGCAUCCUAUAAAUAACCACACCUCACCUUGACAUCAUGUGUGCAAUGACUUCUGGUGUUUCUGCAGUGUUUCCGAGUGUUUGAUCAGACUGACCGGGUCACAUGGUCUGCAGCCAAGUUGAAAUGUGAAAUACAGGGCGGGGUGCUGGCGGUGGUGUCCAGUUUUCUGGAGCAAGGUAAUUAAAGCAGAAUAGAGAUGUCAGAGUGCAGGGUUGUGGUGGUAAAACCAAUUAAAAUUAAUGAGCCCACUUCUCAGAGUGAAUUUAGAUACUUACUUUUGAACUUUAUGAAGUAUCAUUAAUUUAUAAAAUAGGUUUCAAUUAUUGGUUAAUGUAAGUGGUACAUAAUUUCACCUAACGAGGAUCCAGCUUUUUUAUUACUAUAGAAAGUGAUUUUUUUUCUUUGAUUCUCAGAUAUUCAUGUGUCUGUGAUCAUUUUUAUCUCUGAUCAUUAGGGUCUAAUGAGACUGAUUAUUUCACACACUGGAUUUUGAUGUGAUCUUUACCUCUCCCCCCCAGCCUUUGUCACCACCCUGCUUUAUAACACCACUUCAGACCUUUGGGUGGGCCUGACCUCAGACGCCAUAGGCCAUUUUAAGUGGGCCCAGCCUGGCCAGCUCAGCUACACCAACUGGGCCCCUGGAGAGCCUCUGGACAACAACGGACCACACCACAACAAGACCCCGGUACCCCCCACACUCACCCAUCAGCAUUUCCUGUCUUUAUUUCAUCCUCAGCGUGUUCCUGUUGUGUUGACUUUAUUGUCUCUUCACAGGGGAACUGUGUGGUGAUGAUUCAUGGGAAUCCCCCGAAGAACACUGGCAUGUGGGCCUCCCGACCCUGUGAGAUGGAGAGUCAUGGUUUCAUUUGUCAAAGGCAACAAGGUGUGAUAAUAGUGAGACCACAACAAUAUCGCCCCAAGACAGGAGAGCAAGUGUGUUGACUAAAGCACUGACUUUAUUUCUUCAGACCCAGAUCUCCCUCCUGCGCCUCCUCUCAUACCUGCCUCUCUGUCAAAGCCUGUGGAGCUGGGUGGAGUCACCUACCGAAUUGUGGAGAAGCCUCUUGACUGGACAGGUGCUCUGCACCUCUGCAAUUCAGUGAACGGGACCCUGGCCAAGGUGACAGAUCCCUACCAGCAGGCAUACCUGACGCUGCUGAUCAACACCCUGCAUCAACCCGCCUGGAUCAGCCUCUAUAGCUAUGGAGUGAGUGCUCUUAUAACAACAGUACAUCUUCACCAAAGUCAUUGUUAAAGUCACACAAGUACAAUUUGUUACCAGACUAAGUGGAAACUCUAUGUUGUCAGGGGCGGAGCUUCACCUGGUUAGGUGAAGAAGAUGUUUCAUAUUCAAACUGGAAAGAUGGGGAGCCUAAUCAGCUGGCUGGAUGUGGCCACAUGACCACAACAGGGCUGUGGACUAUGACCCCCUGUGAUGCUAAGUUGAAGGCUGCUAUCUGUCAGAUAAGUGGUAUGUGUUUAUAUCUUAACUGCAGAACUACAUGUGGUUAUGCCUAAGGAUGAUCCUGUUGUGAACAUUAUAUGCGCCUUUGUAACUUCUCUAUAAUGUGUGAGUUCUCUGUUUUAAUCUCUGUCCUUUGUCCUCUUCUUAGAUGAGCCCGUGGUUCAUCAGUGGCUCUACCCGGGUCAGUGUCCUCACUCUCUGGGAGAGUGGGCUUGGGUGCCUUUCAGAAACCACUGUUACGCCUUCAACCUGCAAAGUCUAAGACUGCAGCAGGAUGCACAAGUGUCCUGCAAAAAAAGUAGGUUAAAGUUAUACAGUCACUCCAUCAACCAUUCUCACUUUAUUAAGCUUUGCUACGCUGCUCAAUAAACAGAACUAUCUUUUUUUACCUAUUUAUUUAUUUAUCUCAAACUUUAAGAACAACAAAAAAAAAACACUAAAUACAAAAACACAGAGCAAAAUAAUACAUAUGUACACAAAGCAACUUUACAUGUCAAAGAUAAAUUUAAAUCAAUUUAUCACAUAUGUAUGUCAAAAACAAAAAGUUUGAGAAGGAACAGAAUGAAGCAAAGAGCUUAUCUAGUCCUGCCUCUUCCUUGCAAAUCAGAGUCAAUAAUGUAUGGAAAUAAGAAAAUCUAAUUGGAUAAAUUACAAAGAUCUGUAUAAAUAUCUCUAUAUUAUACUCAAAGAUAUCAGCUCUACACUACAUAUGUUACUUGAUAUAUUUAUUUGCAUAAUUAUAAACUACAAAACUGAAAGUUAAUUAGGAUCAACACCUCGUAACAAUUACAAAUGUUGUUGACAAAAUGCAUUAAUGAGCCUUUUUUUAGAGUAUCAUUCUAUGAGUCAUCUGCAUUAUUAUCAUUUUUUUUAUUAUUAUUAUCUCCUUCUGCAAACAAUUUUACUUUUUCAUUCUUCCUUUUUUUAGUGGGAGCAGAACUCCUCUCAAUCCUGGAUGAGACAGAAAAUGGAUUUGUUUGGGAACACAUUCAGAGUAAUGCAGAACAGGCACAUGGAGCCUGGCUGGGCAUGAGCGUGAAAGGUCAGGAGACAUCAUCACCUCCAUCUGUCUACAUCGCAGCAGACUCAUUAACCUUUGGAUUGUCUUUGUCAAGCAUUUUUUAAACAAGUCUGUUAAAUUUCUAGAUGCUUCCAGACACAUUUUAUCAUUGUAAUUUGUCCAAGUCAAUAAUUUUGCUGACUUGAUUGUGAUUUGUUCAGUGUAAAAUUGUGAAACAAUAAUGUGGAGGAACUUGACUGUGACUGUUUCUCCCAUGUAAAAGAAUAAGACAAAUAAUGGGCACAGUGUCAUAAAAACUAAUAUGUAAUAUAUGAUUUAUUAAGUAAAGUGCCCUGAAAUGUGCUGUAACUGAACAGACUACUGUAAACCUCUGUGCAUAAACAGAUCUUGGGAGUGUGUCUGAGCCCCUCUUGAUGUAUGUCUAUAUCUGUGUGUUUUUUUUCUGCAGGUAGAGGUCUUGUGUGGAGCGAGGAUACAGAGGUGACAUAUGAAAACUGGGAGGCGCGUGAACUUGCCGCUUCUGUUUUGUCUCCAAACUCCUGCUUCUGGAUCCUGAGCAACAGCGGCCUGUGGAAGCCGGGCUCCUGCAGAAACCGCACACAUGGAGUCAUCUGUAAACAGCCUCGCAGUAAGCACACCUGAGAGGGACUAGUUUUCAAAACAACAAAUACAAGGAAGCAUCAAGGGUUGGAUCACCUGUUAACACAGAUGCUAAGAUUUGUAGUGCUAUACCUGGGCUUACACAAAGAAUCUGCUGUAUCCACUUCAAUAAGUCACAAAAAAAACACAUCAGUUUUAAUGAUAUGCUAUAUUUUUGCCCAUCAUGUUUCCUUUCUUCAUUUUUAACAAUCUAACACAUCGGUAAAUACAUUAUUCUCUAACUGUCCCCUUUUUUUUCAGCUGCUGAAAUGUCAGCUGUAACAUGUAAGUGUGCGAUUCUGCUUCCAUUUAAUUUCAGUCUGACGUGACACUGAAGAAUAUGAACUAUUUCUACUUACACUGACGUCUGUCCUCUGCCUCUCCACAGCGGAAAGUGACCACCUGCCCACUGUGAUUGUUGUUAUGGUUACGGGCUUGGUACUGGUGGUGUUAAUUGUUGGAGUGAUCUACCUGUACCGACGGCGAACUGUGGGGUCUGGGGGCUCCUAUGAAGGAGCCCGCUACAGUCGGACCAACUCCAGCCUGGCUGAGCAGACUGAAAAGAACAUCCUGGUGUCAGACAUGGAGCUGAACGAACAGCCAGAGUAGCAGCAGCUGAUCAAACCUGGACUGGACUGACCUGAUACUGGAGAGGCUGACUCUAACACACAUUGUGGCAUUUAUAUUUUGUUCUCUUUUGAAACCAAAACAAUGUUUUUUAAAGUGCUGAAGAGCUGUGCAGAGCGCAGCGGAGAUUAAAUUUUUAAAUGACCCCACAGAUGCUGCCAAGACUUGACAAAUCAGAUUCAUCCAGAAACAAACUAACUUUACCCAAAAGUCUUUCUCAAAGCUCAGUUUAUCUUAUCAUGGGUGUAAAAAUUCAAAAAUAGAAUUGGUUUUAUGAAAUGACUGCUUUUCUUCAGUGCCAAAGUAAACUUCAACUUGUUGUAUAUUUUCUUCCUUGUUCCCAAACAAUUGGAAGACCUACGAAGCAGAAAAGUGCCAUCAGAGCCACAGAGUCUCUGUCCUCCAAACACACCGCCACAGUCGUUUUCAGGACCAAAUCUGUUUAUUGCUUUGAUCUCAUUCUGCCAUGACAGUAUUUACAUGACAUUGAAUUGGUUUUUGUUUUUGUCGUCUCAUGUUGGUUCUUUUCUUUUUCCAUGAUUUGCCAUCGUCCGUGCAGCUGUAGAGAACUGUUACCGAUGAUGCAUGUGUGGUUUUUGUGCUCCUGCCUCGCUCCUCCUCUCUCAUCGGACACGUCAGCACCAGCUGUCAGACAAGCUGAGGAGGAGGAAGCCCAAAUGUGAAUGUGUGGAAGGUAACAGGGACCAUUUUAUUUGGUGACUUUAGACCAUGUAAGGCAGUUCCUUAGAUGUGGUACAACUGUGCAGGUAGCUGAGCUCUGUACGGGGCUUGGCAUUGAAACUGGUCUUCGGUGGACUAUUAUGUUGGUACUGCAGGGCUGGAAGCUAUUAUCAAAUAGUGACUUUCAGCCUCCAUGGCUCUGUGUACAUUUUGGUACCUUCUUCUUUUAUUUUUCAGCUUAUUCAGUAUUAGUUAUCUGCUUUCUUCUAGUGGUUAAUGUUAGGAUACAGUUCCUUCCUCAUGAUUCAGACUUUAAGUUUGUGCUGGCUCUGUGUACCACCAUCUGGAGCUGAACUGGCUGUUUUUAAGGACAAUAAUUCUCUUUGUGUGCACUAUGAAAAGGGUUUGCCAUAAAUGAGUCUGAUUCAUCUGUUUUAUGGACCACAGUUGACUUCUCUGUAUGUUUUAUCUCAAGGAUAUUCUCUCUUAUCAAUGAUGCAGGUUUAUUAUGUUCAUUACUCAAAUAUGGUUUUAAAGACUUUUAGGAAACUUUCCUACUUUUGUGAGACACUUGCCAAACAAAGGAAAAGAUCCCUCAUGUGAAUGACAGCGGUGUAAAUAUGAGAGCCAAAGACUGUUUGAAUAUGGAAUCACCAUGAGAGAAAAAAAAACUCUUUUUUUUGUACGUCAUUUUCAAAUUUCAUAUUUGCACAAAUGAACAAAAUUUUUUUGUCAUUUACCUCCUUAAGUGUUUCCUUCUCCCCUCUGCGCUCACAUUUCUUUCUUCCUGCACAGAGGAAUGCUUUGGAGUCGUGUCAGUCUGAGGCUUUUGGGGUUUCACUGAGCUGCUGUGAAAAAAAAUGCUUUUUCUUGCUCCAUAAGUUGGACCAAGAUAGAGGGGGAAGGGAUGAGGGGAGGGUGUAAGGAGAAGUGAGUGUGUGUGUGUGUGUGUGUGUGUGUGUGUGUGUGUGUGUGUGUGUGUGUGUGUGUGUGUGUGUGUGUGUGUGUGUGUGAAAGAGAGAGAGAGAGAGAGAGAGAGUGUGUGCAGUCUCCAGCUGUGGAAUGUUGAGUCGGCAAGAAGAGCUCAGUGGCACGUCUGGAACCAAUCAGAGAGAGAGGGCUCAGGGACAUGAGGGGUCAGAGGGAGGAUGGAAAAAAGGAAAACGGGAUGAAAAGGGAAAAAGACGGAGUGUGAGGAGGAGUCAGGGAUGUAGGAAGAGAGGAAGGGGGAGUGUAAUGCUUGGAAGUGGAUUGUCCUAGGCCUACCCCGGCCUCUGCUGGUGGCUCACUGUACUUCAACUGUAUGUAGUAAACCUGAAUUGGUUGUGGAGGUCCGAUGCCCCCAUAGUUUGUAAAUCAGUGAGACUGUGUUGAUGAUGCAGGCUGGCGCUCAUCCCUGUGAAGAUUACCUAAAGCACCUAUUCAACUUUUUUUUUUUUUUUAACUAUUUUGGUGUCAUUUUUAUAUGAAAGAAAUAAAGUCUAUGUUCUCAGAACUGUUGCUUUGAGCCUUAUUUAUGGAUUUUAGUCAUCGUAGUUCUGAUUAUUUUUGAUUUUACAAACACUAACUGUGGGAUCCAGACAGUAAGGAUGAUGGAGGUACACUUUCUAUAAAUGCACCACUUAAAGUGGAUUGUAAGCACAUUUAUAAAGCCUUGCAAAUGCUCCUUAUACGUCCUCAUAUCUAAGAGUGUGAGAGAGUGGAAACGUGGGAGAUAGCGUAGGGGGAAGACACGCAGCACAGGGUCAUGGCUGGUAUUGAACCCUUGACCAUUGCAGAGACCAUGGUCCCCAACAUGGGGCUCGCCUUAACCCUCUUGGCCAUCUAUGCAUUCUUAAAAUUACCUAUUAUGUAUACUAUUACUUCAAUAGUAGUACAAAUUUAUAAGCAGUACAACCCAAGUAUACUUUAACCUAAGGCACAAAUACAUACUUAAGUACUUAAGUAAAUCUUAAUCAAAGGUUUAAGUAUAAGUAUAGGUUUAAUAUAUUUAGACUUUAAGUAAAAUUCAUAGUUGGAAAGUUGGAAAAGAAAAAAUAACUUCCUCCUUAUUUCUUCUUCCUCCUUCUCCCCUUGACCCCCUCAUCCCUUGAUUUCAUUCUUCACAGUCUCUAAAACCACCAAUUCUCAGAAGGCCUCAAUAAAAACAAGAAAAAACAAUAUAUGACAAGAAUGUGAUUUCAACAGUAUAAAAUCAUAGAGUUUGUAUUUAAAACACCAGUGGGUAAUUUAAGUUAGUAGUGGCAGCAGUGCUUACAACUUAUUUAAAAACCCAACAGCUGAUGGGAUAAAUGAGCUCAGGUAUCUGUUGGAUUAGCCCUCCUGGCAUAAGUAAACCUCAGAAGUCUAAACUCUACAUACAGGGGGUGCUGAGGGUAUACUAGGAUGGCCUUUAUGUGAAAAACACGACCAAGAGCAUUUAAGUAAAAGUUUAAUGAUGUUUCCCAGACUGUUUUUGUUAACCAUGCUGAGAUUACCAAAUCAACAGAUCAUUGCAAAUGUUAAAAUAGACUCAAAAGAUCUUUCGGUGCAGCCACCAUAAACAGUAGACUGCUUCUUUGCUGCACAGCACAGGUUUGUUGGUUUCAAUGGGGGACAGGGUGUGGCUGCAGAGGAAGAGCGGGGAGAUGAUGUACCUGUGACUGUCUCAUGGUGCCUCUUCUGGUCAGCCUGGACCCCCAUCCCUUUAAAUCCUGAAAGUUGAAUAAACGUACAUUCGCACACCCAAUAACAGACACACACACACACACACACACACACACACACACACACACACACACACACACACACACACACACUUACGUUUUGCAAGUUGUUGGAUGUUGUCACUUUAAAUGAGAAAUUUCUGUUUAAUUUGAGUAUCUAGAAGUAAAAAAAACAGCUGUAUGUUGGGCAUAUUUUUCUAAACACUACCUCCAAAAGCCUGUGAGCUAUGACUGUAAUGUUAGUGUUUAACCACAAGAGAGCGCUCUUUGCUUAAUGUAAGUAAACCAGAACUCCUUUUCGCUCUGUGUGGACUUAGUCGCUGGCGUUUAUCUGUGUUGGAUCAUCGUGCGUCUCUGCUGAAUAAAAUGUCUAAAGAAAUGAACAAAUCCUCUUACAUACUAUUGGUGGGUUUCUAUUUAUCUGUGGCCAUUUUUCUGUCAAUCAGCAAACUAGUGAUUUGGUCUGAUAAGUGGCAGCUAGUGUAAGACACAAAUCUCCAAAAAGCAGCUACAAGCCAGAACACAUAGAGACCAUUAGGUAUUUGAACCUAUGCUAGUUAAACCAAACAGCAAAUGUAAAGGCAGUUUGAGGUCUCCACAUUUCAUCAGAGGAAAACAAAAUUUAAAAGGCAAAAUUUGCUUAAAUUUUAGGGAUGCAAAUCCUCAGCUACAACUAAAAAAUUCAAAACAGGUAAAACAGUAAAAAGAAGAUACAAAGGAUGACUGUACUGCAAAAAAUUAGGAAAAGCAAUGGAAGCGAGGGCUCCAAAAAUGCAUAUACUGUAUGAUGCAAAUCAAGGGUGCACAAAGCCAGAAAAUAACAUUUAAAGGGAAAGGUGCUCAAGCCAUCCCAAUGAAAGAGCUCAAUGCCUUUAGGGGGGGCUACGUGGACCUGUUUCUUUUCAACGAUAGGAACAAACAGAGCAAUACUAAAUUUUAUGACACCAAUGUGACAAACAAAAAAAAGGGUCAUCCUAACUUUGGAUUUCUGGUUUUAUUUUGAGAUCAAACUUAACGGAAAAAAAAAUGUUUGUUUUUUACAGAUACAUUUUUAAACCUCUUACCUGUGUUUGAUACUUGAUGCUGGUUAGUUAAAGCCUCCUCACAGUAGCCAUAAAUUCUGGAUAGCAAAAGGCAACAACAGUCAACCUGAUCAUUGUGACACAAAUGUCAAAUCAGUCUGUGAAGAGGGGAUACAACACAUGAAAUGUGCUGUUCAUGUUUCACCUCUUCCUGCUGACAAUUUAUCAAAAACCUGUAUUUAGCACAGCACAGCAGCGCAUGAUGUUGUUGACAUGCUUGUGGCAGAGAGCUCUGUGGGGAGUGCUUCUUGAGUCUGACAAUAAGGAGUGAUAAAAAAACUACAAUGACAAGGAGGCUAAUUGACUCUGAGCAGGACCCUGAAACCCAGAGUGUUGCAGAAACUGCAGGACUCAUAGCGAAGCAAGAGGGGUGUUAUGUGGCAUCAAUUGGUGUUGGUCUCUGUGGGUCUGAGCAGGUUUUUGUUAGGGUAAGCCCUGGUUUUUGGGGCCACAAACACCAAAUUAGUUGUAAGCUCACAGUCACCAAAUUUACUGGACUUGGAUUCAUUCUGUUGUGUCUUGUGUCCGCAUGAAAAUCUCCAAGUCCAUUAUGGUUCACCUGCCCCCGUUGAGCCCUGCACCCCUCUAAAAGAGACCUCUUCUGGUCACACAGGUGGAAGUAUAUGCUUGUUAUACAAAUCAAAGCAUCUCUCUGUAAUCCAUCUCACUUAAGAUGCCUGUCACAACUCACCCACCUGCAUUUCCACAACACUCUGUACGAAACAUGCAGGGAUUGUGGACUCCUGCAGUUAUGUAUUGGCUUCAAAACCCUACUGCCUGUUGCUUUUUACGUGUCUCUGGUGAAUGGCAACUAUCCACAAGAAACUCCAACUCAUAUCUCAAGUAAUGUGUAUUCUGUCUGCUAAAUGUCUAAACUAAGUCGUAGCUGUGGUGAACAUUUCCUGUUGUGGCUUCAUUUGAAUGUUUUCGCUGCAGUACGUGAGCACGAUACUUUCAUCUGAGAAUUUUAUUUUACUGGCUCAAAUUAUUAUCAUUCAAUACUUGCUGCAGUGCUAAUGCUUUACCCCUCUUCCUGUCUUUCCAUUCUGCAGCAUGCACCCUACAAAAGCACGAGUGUGAGUUGAAAAGUGUUGAAUCAUGAGGAGGUCUUCAUGGUGGCCUGUGGGUUUCUCCCGCCCAUGCAGCAGCCAUCUUGCCUGAGGCACUGUGGAUACACCUGCCGGAGUUGCAGUUUAAAGACUUGUGGUGGCAGCAGAGGUCUCAGCUCUGGGAGCAACAGAACAAAAUCACUGCUUAAAUCCUCCAUUCGCCAUCUGAGACACUUGAGUGAGACCCUUCAUGAUUAAUUAAGCCACGAAAAAGGUGAGAAAGGAGAGUGAAGCUCUUCAAAUGGCUCACUUCAUGCCCAAUCAAUGACCUGUUCAUUUGAAAGUUUGGUUUGUCAGCGCUGUUCUUACGUUGUAUUCCCUCUCCUGUGGCUCUGCUAUGUGGGAGUGUUGGCUCUGCAGGUUGAGGGAGGGGGACCGCCGAGAAAGCUGCGUUAACAAGUGAAAUUAAAAACCCAUUCACUCUUCUUCAGUCAUUCAUUUGGAGGCCAGCCAAAGGAGAAACAGCUGUUGGACUGGCAAUGGAAAAGAGAGAGCGAGAUUUAGAGUGUGUGUGUGUGUGUGAGAGAGAGAGAGAGAGAGAGAGAGAGAGAGAGAGAGAGAGAGGCAGGAGAGGGAAAAAAAGUGACUUCAGAAAAAGACAGGGAGCAUUUUUGAAAUGAAUAGGACCGAACACUCUUCCCUCUGAACACCAGUGCUGGAGUGGAUCUUUAGAAAAGGAGCUGCCUCACUAAAAACUUAUUCAGCACUCAGAAUAGCUUUUGGUUUCUACAAUCAACCACUUCUAAUGCUUCUGGUCCAAAAUGGUAUCCAUGUGAAUGACAGGCCAGCUUAUCAGUAAAUAGCUGCCACAAACAAAGUCCCUGUUCUUUAAAAGGAAAAGCUAAGGGGUGCUUUUCAGCAAACAUAAAGUCCAUAUAAGAGUGAAAAUCUCAGGGACACUUUUAUCAAAACAAGGCUGGGAAACAGACAAUUCUGCAAAUGUAUGCUUUUAUUUGCUCGGGAGGGCAUAUUUGAGCCAGAAGAGUUUAUUUAAUGUCCAAUGGGUUAGAUAGGCUGACUGAUAUUCAACAAACAAUCACAACGGUUUCAGCUGACAGGAAGUGUCUCCAGCAGCUUAGAAAUAAAAACAAAUAAAAAUCUUCCCUAAAAAAAUCCUAAGCUAUAAAUUAAGACUUCUAUUUUCUCUAAAUGGUUUACAAAAACAGCAGCUUUUUGUAAUUACCAUUUUUACAAUUAUAUUGAUCCCUACUUUGAUUUUCUGGAAUAAACAAAUCAUUAAAAGAUCCUGUUAUUUAUACCAAGUUUCAGUUAUGUCGGAUGUUGGAGCUGGGAAUGACAUUACACCCGAGUUGAACGUGUUCCAGUUAACAAGUCAGAAAACCAAGAUGGACGACUGCUGUUAGCCGUUGUCAGCUGUUGUUAGCUGUUGUUAGCUUUACCAGUUGUAAACAACACAUAACACAGUAUUUCACUCACAAAUUGUGCAGUUCAUAGCUCAAAGGCUUACAACUGUGUUCACAGUAAGACGUUGUGCAGUACAACAUAUACCACUUACUUAAUUUCACAAAGCAAAACAGAAGUGCUAAUAAAUAAAAAUUACAAGAGCUUUCACUGUUACUCUUUACUGUUGAUGCACUGCACUGAAAUCUUGGAAUAUGACGUUGUCGUCAAGUCGGGGUUGGUGAAGAUCAUCCUACUUUCCGAGUUGGAAAUCCGACUUCAGCGGGGCAUUCCAGAUGAAUUUCCAACUCAGAAAUUCCGAUUUCCGAGUACAACUGGAACGCAGCAUUACUUACAAGAAACCCCAUGACCCUGACUUGUUCUCAAAUCUUGUUCCAUCUUUCAUCUACCCUGACCUUUGUCCUUUUUUACACUCAAACUGUAAAACAAAAAGGUCAACCCACCGUAUCUUUUUGAGCCCUCGCUCUCUUGAGAGUCAUUUUCCACCUAAUGUCAGAGCUGCAGGAUCUUUGGAUCGCUCUAAUUCUCUCAUAUGGACAAGAAUUCUUGUAGCUUCCAUUUCUGGCUUGCUUUAGGUUGUUACAUUAUAGUUUCAUCAUAAUUCCUUCUGCUUUGGUUCUUUUAUUUUAUCCCUGAGUUUGUGAAGCACCACGUUUUUCAAAGUGCUGUUUCAAUAAAGCACUUUUUGAGCCUCCUUCACACAUGCUCUGCACUCCUGAAAAUGCCCAUAAACCAUUUGGCUACGCCUUAUGAUUGAAUGCAAACACCCAAAUGUUUCCCACUUGACUUUAUUUAGACCUUUUUUCUGCAGGCACUCCUGUGAUAUAUCAGCAUAAAGUCAGGGUGAGCCAAAGUUUGAAAAAAGUCUGGGAUAUUUACAGAGAGAAUAGUGAGGAAGAUGAGGAGAUGGAUCACACUGAGUGAAGUUUUCCUGCUUCAUACUCUUGAUAAAAGUUGCUUUUAUAUUUUUGCUGCUUGUACAUGCAAAAAUCUUUGUCAUGAUUUUGAGUAAAGCAAAAAGGAAAGGACCCAAAUGCAGGACAACAAAAGAUUUAUUCAAAAUAAACUAAAUAGAACAACGAAAACAUACUUCAGAAAUGUCCAACUAAAAAUCCACAAGGGCAAAAAAACCAACAGAAGGCACUGGGGGGAAACCACAAGAAGACACUGGAGACUUUGCAGACAUUGCCAUACAUACCACGCACAGAAGCAUUGACACACAAUGAACUGACAAUGAAACAGGGGAAGACAAGGACUAUAUAUACACACACAGGGAAACGAGCAACGAGAGGCAGGUGAGACACAGGUGCAGACAAUCACAGAGAAGGGAAAACUGAGGAAGUAAAACAAGACUAGAAACACAAGGAAUAAACUACUACAAAAUAAAACAGCAAAUAUUGAAAACUGAUAAUGAAUAAAACACUAAGAACAUGAGGGAACUGGGGUCAGACACAAACUAAAAACUCACAAGAGAUGACUACAGGGGAACAGGAACAAUAGGGCACAGAAACACUUGGGAAAAUCACAAAGAAAAUACACUCUCGGGAAACACAAAACCAGGGAAAAACUAACUCAAACAGCACACAUUAUGACAAUCUUAAAGCAAAACCAUCACAACCACUAAAAACCUCUCCAUGCUUUCAAGACCUGAAAUUUUCUUGAAAUUUUUGGACAUUUAUGUGUAAAAAGGGCUUUACUUACCUCUUCAUUUACACAGCUGGACUGUUUUUGAGCUGUCCCACAAAUAAACUCUGCUAGCUAAACGUUACAUAAACCAGAUGAUAAAGCGAGUUGAUGUCCUGAUUGGUUUGCUGGAGAUGAACUCUUCAAUCAGUGCAACUCUUAAAAGGAUCGUUGUAAUAACACACUCUAACGCGGUGUCAGUUUACCUGCACUGCGCCUUUUUUCCUGUGGUGUAGGCUCCAUAAGACGCUGAUGUCCUGUCCCUGUUAUCUGUCCUGCUAAGAGCUCUUGGCUGUGAUUGCAUCUGGUGUGUCAUCAGGCAGUUUGACAGCUCUCUAUCCACCUGUUGUCGAUGCUCGUCAUCAUCAAACCUCUCUAAACUGUGAGUGUGGAGUCAGUAUAAUAAGGCUCUUGGCUGGUGGGUCUAACUGAGAAACCCAGUGAAGCGCUUCACUUUCAACAGAGAGAGCCUUGUGUGGAGUCAGCCAUUGAUUUUUAGUCAAAAUGAUUUUUUUCUUGGUGAUGAAAACAACCUAUGUGUGCCAGCUCAGUUUUAAAUGGGGAUCAAAUUCCACAAUCUUUGUCUAAAUCAAAGCCUGCACACUUCAAAGUCACUGGAUCAGCAGAGAUGCACACAGAGUGCCAACGCCAGAGCAGGAAGACGGGGGUGAAAAAAAAGCUUCGCUCUCACUUUGCUGUCCAAACUCAUCUUAACUCCUGUCUUUCUUCUCCCUCCUCAUCUUUCCAGAGAGUUUGCAGAGGCAUUGUGUGUCUGUGUGUGUGUGUGCUAUGUUUGUGUGCACACUGGGAUGGACAGCUCUGAGACAGAAGACUUGGAGGGCCAGGAGGACGGAUGGUGUGCAGAGGCAGGUUGUUGGUGGUGUAAGGCGGGGGGGUUGCUGGAGUCCGGGUGUGGUGUAGUUAUCUCCUCUGUGCAGAUGAGGACAUGUCUUUGCCUGCAGGAUGCUGCUCUUUCUCAGGCCAAGGACGGCAGCAUCUGUGUGGUGAAAGGGAUUAUGGGUACACUGUUCCCAGUCAUGCCUUUUGGGAGAAGCCAGGAUCUGCGUUUGGUUGUCUUGUUUGUUGGCCAUUUUCAGGUGUGUAAUUAGCAUCCUUAAAUGGGUUCAAUUACCUGCAUAGUUCGCAUUAACUCAAAAUAACACACAUACAGAUGAUUUGAUAAGGGAGCUGAGAUUUAGCUGGAUAAAUGUUUCACAAUAACAACCCAGAUUUUGCAUCAAAUAUUGAAAGAUUGUGUCAGGAGGCUCAGUUUGUUAAUGUUUGCAGCUUCAUCAAGAGCCAGAACCACAGAAUGGUGUAACACAGCAGUGACAGGAUCAUUUCAUAAGCUGCACACUUCUCCACCUGUCUGAAUAUUCGUGAAUGGGAACAACAAAAGGUGCAAUUAUCACCCCUAAACAGGGACAGGAUUAGACUCCUCUUCAUUUGCAUGGAUUUCACCCAAAAUAAUAAUAAUAACCAGACACAAAUGAGGAAGAAAAAGAGACAAAAGAUGGAGUUAAUUUAUGGAAAGCUGGGCUGCUUCAGUGCUUGAUCGGUUAUUAACCCUGGUAACAUUACGCAAACACACGCUGACACGCAUGUUCAUACACACCUCAAGAUCCCUGAGUCAUGGGGACCAGGUAUUGAGUCCAGUAUUAUCCCUCUGGGAAAUAAAGACUGGAUGCAGGGAGCAGGAGGUAUGAGACGAGGGGACCGUAAGGCCGCACAGCAGAGUAACAACUAAACCCUACCUUUGUUUACCUGUGCUGGUUUCCACGGUGAUGACAGAAAUACGCUGCCUUUCUACGAGAGGAAUUGAGAGAGGAAAUUUUCAGCCUUGAAAACUAAGUGUUGUUCGGGGGAAAAUGUUCUAUUACAGUUUUUUUCUCAUCAUGCAGCACAUUUAUCUGAACAACACCGAGUGUGUUUUUAAUGAUCUGAACACAGACUGAUGGAAUACAAGGUUAGCCAUCGAUGGGUUAUAUCUCUGUAUGAAGCCACACGUUUUCCUUAUUUAGUGUUUUCUCGGUCAAUUGGAGUUAAAUCCUUUUCCAACUACCUUUCUGUCUUUUUAUGAGCGUGUGUGUGUGUCUGUGUGUUUCACUCAGUUGUUUGCCUCUGAGUGUUUUCCACCAGUCAGGAUAUGCAGAGAUGAGCUCCAUUGUUGGCAUAAAUUGCUUGGCCCAGACGUGCUGCCUCUCCACUGGGCAUCUACCGCGCCGUCACCCUCUCCACCCCCACCCCAACCGAUCAAUCUAAUCCUCAGCUAUAAUGAGUUUCCCUUUCCGAGAUCGAGGAGUGGGCAGAGCCAUGAAGUGGAGAGAAGAGUAAGAGUGAGGAGGAGAAGGAGGAGGAGGAAGAGAAACGAGGGGUAUCAGUGGGGCUGAAGGUGUAUUAAGUUAUUCAGAGAGGUUCAAAGUUAUCGUGUUAGGAUCUAACAGUUUAUCAUGUUCCUUAGUGGGCUGAUCUGAAUCUCUACACAGUAGUUCUUAUACAUUGAAGUGGGCUGUAUCAGCAAAUAUAUGACCCACCUUUCGAGCCAUAUGAAACAUGUUUUUUAUAAAUACAGUUACCUUAUAGCUUUGUUCUAAAUUAUUAAACACACAUAUGGGAGGCGACCUAGAUGACAGCUGAGCAUGAGCACAGAGUGUGAAGUUAGACGGACAUCAGGCCACUCUGUCCGUCCCCCAUGUCUGUUUACUCUGAAGCUGUUCAACCUCAUGGGUUUCUACGAGAGUUCCAGUUUUGAGAGUCGAGACGCUGAUUGUUUGUGUAUGGAAACAGUAAGCCUCUGGUGUACUGUGUUAGCUGUAUUGUUGAACUCCACAAGUCCCAAUCCAAACAGUUAAAUCGGUCAUAACAAUUGAAAAAGAAAGAUAUUAAAUUCUUUGCUUUAUGUCAGAUGUUUGAGCAUCGAGCACAAUAUCAUGGCUAAAGAGAGCCUGGAUUCUUUUACUCUUGUGAAAUUACUUAAAGCUCCAGAGAGGAACUUUAAGUUUGGGCCACUUUUGGUGCCUCCUAUGGACAAAGCAGGUGUUUUUCAUCUUGCCCUUUACAAGUUUAAAUGGUGUUUCCAGCAGGAAAAAAAAACAAAAGCAUCUUGCUGGUUUUUGACUGUCAAAUGCAUAUAUAUUUUUGUCAAUACUGAAUGUGGAAAAACAAAAAACUGAGCUUUUUCUUCUGACACCUCCCCCUCACACCAGCGCAUAAAAAUCUUCAUUGUUGAUGGUCUCGUUUGCUUCUGCAUGUCAUACAGUCAUUAAUCUUGAUUUUAGUCUGUUUCAUAUAAAACUUCUGGCAGUAGCUUUAAGAUGAGUGGUAGUAUUACUUCAUGUCAAUAAAAGUGCAAAUGGGCAAGUAUUUGGUAAUAUUUCCAAUAUUUUAAAUUUAGGAUUUGAUGGAUUUGUUGUAUUCACAGCUUGUUUGCCCAAGGCAACAGAACUUGCAGGUCAGAAAAUACAGAAACAUAUGUCUUCAGCAGGUUUUCUUUUGCAACAAACCAGCUCUCUGCAGAGAAAUUUAUCCGCUUGUUGGGCACUUGUGAUAAAAAUUGUACAAAAGUUGGUGUUGAGAAGUUGAGAAGCGCCCUGCAUGUUUGGCUGAAUCUAAGAAGUUAGUGCUGCAUUGCAUUGUGAAGUCUUCCCUGCAGAUACAAUAGAGCCAAAGAGGCUAACACUGACGCCGAAGCAGAACAGAGGAGUGCCUCAGUUCACAGACUCACAGUUCAUCAUCUCACAAAGGGCCAGCACUCUGCACCUGAGGGUGGAAGUCAUGGAGAUAUCUCUCUGCUCACAAAGGCACUAGCAAUCAGUCAAAGAGAGCCAACAUCUCUGUGAAUAUAUCACCCAUCAGCGAACUUUCAUAUGCUGGGUCUUACAGGCUUCUGCACGCCUGCUCAUCUACUGGUCACUUUUUUUUUAAUCCCUCAUGCGAAGGUUAGCUCUCUGUACUCUGUUCCACAGAAAAAGCAGAACCUCAGUCCUGUAAAGCAGCAGCUGAUCACUGUUAAUUAUUUACUCUGUGAGUAAAACUGAGCAUCCUUGGCAGAAUUCAUAAAGCUUGUUUCAUACCAGCCUAGAUAUUGUGUCUAAUGAGCAACUAACCUUGAUGUUGGAAAACAGCUGAUAUUCACACUGAUGGAAAUGGAACAAUUUCUUUUUAUAUUACUUUGAUAAACAUGGCAGCUUUUCAUUUGAUCAUUUUUUUCACAGAUUUAGUUUCUUUCUGUGGCAUUACGAUAAAACUCCUCAGCAUUUGAUCAGAUCGGAUCAGAUCAGAUCAAAAGAUUGGUCCUGUGCCUUUCACUCCUCUGUGUAUCUUUGCAUGGCCGAGCAUCUCUUAGGGUGUUAGCAGGUCCAAGUGUGGCUAAUCUGACCACCACGUGCCUCGAAGGCAGCGGCAUAGCGUGACAGAGCAGGACGUGUGAAAGGCCUCUUUGUUGAGCCGUGUCAUCAUUUGUAUUCAGCGGGAUCAAAGUCUCUCUGGCUGCUUUAAAAUUUGUCCUGUGGCGAGUGUUGCUGGAGCAGUGAAUGACAAUGUCAACGGAUGCAGAAGAGACACGAAUUUACAUAGAAAUAGCUCCAGAUAUGGCUGUGUGAGGAAUAAAAUCUGUCCACAUUUUGGGACUGUGUGAAUCUCUGCCCACCUCUGAGGGCCUGUGUGUAGUAUUAAAUCUGUGUUUGUUGUGCACAUGGGGGUGCAAAAAUGAGACAACAUUUCCCAACAAUCCUAUUUUCGAGUUUAUCAGAGAGUGUGAUGCUUCAGUUAAAGGGUGGAUACUCAGACUCUAGACCAAUAAAACCUGAACAUCUCCAGACUGCUACAGAGGAAUGAGAGGAAAACUCAGAAGGGGGUUCAGAUAGCAGUUAGGAGCUAAUUUAGCUUAAGGUUAGCUAAGUGAUCAGGGGGUGUGGGAUUUAAGCUUAGCGUUCGCUCAGCAACAUUGUUACAGAGGAUUUUCAGGCUCUGACUUGCACUAAGCUUAAUGACUUUUCAGAUUGUUCUUCCUCACACUAUCUGUAGACUCAAAUCAUAACAGCAGCUAAAUAUGCUACU